GAAGGCUAGAGAUAAAGUGGAGCGGAAUGAUAGAAGAACUAUCAGAUAAGGCACCAAAUCAUUUUCAAAAGUCAAAACAUCCACGCAAAUAUAAGCGUGAUUCAUUUCUACUCUAUGUCGUUACUGUACAGUCUACUUGUUCUAAGCUCAACAAUCUCUUUUGCAUAUGAAGCAAAUUUGCAUUGCGACAAUGGGCUAUUCUGCGGCAGAACACCACAUCGCACGUGGCUGGCCCGACGAAAAGUAGCGCAACGUCUGGCUGAGUUGCAUGAGCUCUCCCAGGGCGAAGGAUUCAUUUCGAAAAACUCGUCAAUUUACCCGAUAUACCAGCAAAAAGACAUGAUGUGCAAUGAUGAGCUGUAUGCAGGAUUUCUACUUGACGAUUUCUCAGACCAAUGGAAUGUGAGCUGCAUUUGGGCAGGUGUGGGUAUAGAAAUCGCUUGUGCGCCCGUACCUCCGAAAUACAAUAGAGUAGCCUUCGCAUACAUUGCGCCGCCAGAAUGGCAGAGACGGAUAAACGCUUUUCGUGUCAAAAUCGGAUGUUCACCAGAAAGAAUCAAUCAAACAUCUCAGAUCCCCGAGCUUUUCAUUUGCAAUGAGCGAUGUAUUCAAGGAGGUAUUGGGUUCAUUCCAAGUCUCAUUAUGCUCUUAUCUUUCUCGGCAGCAUUCAUCAAGAACUGUAUAGUGUGAACUGUGAAAUUACCACUAUAGAU
Cylicocyclus nassatus is the source of this 713-nucleotide messenger RNA. NCBI's taxonomy places the organism in Eukaryota, Metazoa, Nematoda, Chromadorea, Rhabditida, Strongylidae. The record is from the annotation of a GenBank genome assembly.